CCCCGCCCCGGGCCGCGGCGAGCCAGCGGGGUGGGCGCGGGCCGGCCCGCGGCGGCGGCGGCGGCGGCAUGAAAGUGACCGUGUGCUUCGGGAGGACCCGGGUGGUCGUGCCGUGCGGGGAUGGCCACAUGAAAGUUUUCAGCCUCAUCCAGCAGGCGGUGACCCGCUACCGGAAGGCCAUCGCCAAGGAUCCAAACUACUGGAUACAGGUGCACCGGCUGGAACACGGCGAUGGGGGAAUCCUGGACCUUGAUGACAUCCUGUGUGAUGUGGCAGAUGAUAAAGACAGACUGGUAGCAGUGUUUGAUGAACAAGAUCCACAUCAUGGAGGGGAUGGCACCAGUGCCAGCUCCACAGGCACUCAAAGUCCAGAGAUAUUUGGCAGUGAGCUUGGUGCCAACAAUGUUUCAGCCUUUCAGCCUUAUCAAGCAACAAGUGAGAUCGAGGUCACGCCUUCAGUCCUUCGAGCAAAUAUGCCUCUUCAUGUCCGACGAAGCAGUGAUCCAGCUUUAAUUGGCCUUUCCACUUCUGUCAGUGAUAAUAAUUUUUCCUCGGAAGAGCCUUCACGGAAAAACCCCACACGCUGGUCUACCACAGCUGGCUUCCUCAAGCAAAACACUGCUGGUAGCCCUAAAACUUGUGACAGGAAGAAAGAUGAAAACUACAGAAGCCUUCCACGGGAUGCCAGUAACUGGUCAAACCAAUUUCAGAGGGAUAAUGCUCGCUCAUCUCUGAGUGCCAGUCACCCAAUGGUGGACAAGUGGCUGGAGAAGCAAGAACAGGAUGAGGAUGGGACGGAAGAAGACAACAGUCGUGUUGAACCUGUUGGACAUGCUGACACGGGUUUGGAGAGCAUACCCAACUUUUCUCUGGAUGAUAUGGUAAAGCUCGUACAAGUCCCCAACGAUGGAGGGCCUCUGGGAAUCCAUGUAGUGCCUUUCAGUGCUCGAGGCGGCAGAACCCUGGGGUUAUUAGUAAAACGAUUGGAGAAAGGUGGUAAAGCUGAACAAGAAAACCUUUUUCAUGAGAAUGAUUGCAUUGUCAGAAUUAAUGAUGGCGACCUUCGAAAUAGAAGAUUUGAACAAGCACAACAUAUGUUUCGCCAAGCCAUGCGUACACCCAUCAUUUGGUUUCAUGUGGUUCCUGCAGCAAAUAAAGAGCAGUAUGAACAACUAUCCCAAAGUGAGAAGAACAAUUAUUAUUCAAGCCGCUUCAGCCCUGACAGCCAGUAUAUUGAUAACAGGGGUGUGAAUAGCUCAGGGCUCCAGGCUCUGCAGAGAGCAGCGAGACUGAACCACCCGCCAGAGCAGACAGACCUGAAUUCCCGACUACUACCUCAGAGCACGCACCCCUUCGGGAAACCGCCCACAGCUCCAGCUCCACCUCCACAGAACGUGUUUAAUACAAAUAUUAGUGGUUAUAACACCAAGAGAAUAGGCAAGAAGCUUCAUAUCCAGCUUAAGAAAGGGACAGAAGGUUUGGGCUUCAGUAUCACUUCUCGUGACGUAACAAUAGGUGGCUCAGCUCCAAUUUAUGUCAAAAACAUUCUUCCCAGAGGUGCUGCUAUUCAAGACGGCAGACUCAAGGCGGGGGAUAGACUUAUAGAGGUAAAUGGAGUAGAUUUAGCAGGCAAAUCCCAAGAGGAAGCUGUUUCCCUGUUGAGAAGCACCAAGAUGGAAGGAACUGUGAGCCUUCUGGUCUUUCGCCAAGAAGAUGCCUUUCACCCAAGGGAACUGAGUGCAGAGCCAAGCCAGAUGCAGAUUCCCAAAGAAACGAAAGCAGAAGAUGAAGAUAUUGUUCUCACACCUGAUGGUACCAGGGAAUUUCUGACAUUUGAAGUUCCACUUAAUGACUCGGGAUCAGCAGGUCUUGGUGUCAGUGUCAAAGGAAAUCGCUCCAAAGAGAACCAUGCAGAUUUGGGAAUCUUUGUCAAGUCCAUUAUUAAUGGAGGAGCAGCAUCAAAAGAUGGAAGGCUUCGGGUGAAUGAUCAACUGAUAGCAGUAAAUGGAGAAUCCCUGUUGGGCAAGACAAACCAAGAUGCCAUGGAAACCCUCAGAAGGUCUAUGUCUACUGAAGGGAACAAACGAGGAAUGAUCCAGCUUAUUGUUGCGAGGCGAAUAAGCAAGUGCAAUGAGCCGAAGUCACCUGGAAGCCCCUCUGGACCUGAGCUGCCCAUUGACACCAUGUUGGAUGAUAGAGAACGAAGAAUCUCCCAUUCCCUCUACAGUGGAAUUGAGGGACUUGAUGAAUCACCCACAAGAAAUGCUGCACUCAGUAGGAUAAUGGGUGAGUCAGGUAAAUACCAGCUGUCUCCCACAGUGAACAUGCCCCAGGAUGACACUGUCAUUAUAGAAGAUGACAGGUUAGCCGUGCUUCCUCCUCACCUCUCCGACCAGUCCUCUUCCAGUUCCCAUGAUGAUGUGGGAUUCGUGACAACAGAAACUGGAACCUGGGCUAAGGCCACAAUCACUGAUUCAGCAGACUGCUCUUUGAGUCCAGAUGUUGAUCCAGUUCUUGCUUUUCAACGAGAAGGAUUUGGACGUCAGAGUAUGUCAGAAAAACGCACAAAGCAAUUUUCAGAUGCCAGUCAAUUGGAUUUCGUUAAAACGAGAAAAUCAAAAAGCAUGGAUUUAGGUAUAGCUGACGAGACUAAACUCAAUACAGUGGAUGACCAGAAAGCAGGUUCCCCCAGUAGAGAUGUGGGACCUUCCCUAGGUCUGAAGAAGUCCAGCUCCUUAGAGAGUUUGCAGACAGCAGUGGCUGAGGUGACUUUAAACGGGGAUAUUCCUUUCCAUCGCCCACGACCACGGAUUAUCCGUGGAAGAGGAUGCAACGAGAGUUUUAGAGCUGCCAUUGACAAGUCUUACGACAAACCUGCCGUAGAUGAUGAUGAUGAGGGCAUGGAGACAUUGGAAGAAGACACAGAAGAAAGUUCAAGAUCAGGGAGAGAAUCUGUAUCUACAGCCAGUGACCAGCCUUCACAUUCUCUGGAGAGACAAAUGAAUGGAAACCAAGAGAGAGGUGACAAGACUGAUAGGAGAAAAGAUAAAAUAGGAAAAGAGAAGAAAAAAGAAAGAGAUAAGGAAAAGGACAAGAUAAAAGCCAAGAAGGGGAUGCUGAAGGGCUUGGGAGACAUGUUCAGGUUUGGCAAACAUCGAAAAGAUGACAAGAUUGAGAAAACGGGUAAAAUAAAAACACAGGAAUCCCUUACAUCAGAAGAGGAGAGAAUACGUAUGAAGCAGGAACAGGAGAGGAUUCAAGCCAAAACUCGAGAAUUUAGAGAGCGACAAGCUCGUGAGCGUGACUAUGCUGAGAUUCAGGAUUUUCAUCGGACAUUUCCCUGUGAUGAUGAACUGCGGUACAGGGGCAUUUCUUCCUACGAAGGGUCCUUGGCUCUCAACACCAGACCUCAGAGCCCAAGAGAAGAGCACAUGAUGGAUGCUUUGUAUGCCCAAGUGAAGAAGCCACGGAAUUCUAAACCUUCAGCUGUGGACAGCAACAGAUCAACUCCUAGCAACCAUGAUCGGAUACAGCGUCUACGGCAAGAAUUUCAGCAAGCAAAGCAGGAUGAAGAUGUAGAAGACAGGCGGCGUACUUACAGCUUUGAACAACCCUGGGCCAAUUCGAGAGCAGCAGCACCCAGUGGCAGGCACUCGGUGUCAGUGGAGAUGCAGAUGCAGCGGCAGCGGCAGGAGGAGCGAGAGAGCUUCCAGCAGGCCCAGCGCCAGUACAGCUCCUUGCCCAGGCAAAGUAGGAAAAAUGCCAGUUCCAUCUCCCAGGAUUCGUGGGAGCAGAACUACUCCCCAGGGGAAGGUUUUCAGAGUGCCAAGGAGAACCCCAGAUACUCCAGCUACCAAGGCUCCAGAAAUGGCUACCUGGGGGGGCAUGGCUUCAACGCCAGGGUGAUGCUGGAGACCCAAGAGCUUCUUCGCCAGGAACAGAGGCGGAAAGAGCAACAGAUGAAGAAGCAGCCUCCUCCUGCAGAGGGCCUCAGCAACUAUGACUCGUAUAAGAAAGGCCAGGACCCCAGUUACACCCCUCCCAAAGGACCCUUCCGGCAGGAUGUCCCCCCAUCGCCUUCUCAGGUUGCCAGGCUGAACAGACUCCAGACCCCUGAGAAAGGGAGACACUUCUACUCCUGAGCCAGAGAAGGACGGACACUUCUUGCCAUGCAAUAAAGGACAUUUUCCUAUGAAGACUUGUAUUUUGGGAGUUUGUUUGUUUGUUUUUUUAAAUAACAACAACAACAACAAAAACCCUCGAUGGUACUAUGGAAUAUUUCUGUUGUUGGUAUCAGUGCCUUUAAGCAGUAUAGGCGAAGAAAUGGAAGGCCUUAAUGUCUUUGCCACUCUGUUGCAAGUGUCUAUUUCAUAGAAGGAUUUUUCACCCUCCGACAAUCAUCUGUUUGCAGCUUUCUUAGACUCUCUUUCUCUGGGGUACCAGGAAUCUUGGCCCCAUUCAUGAGUUGCCCCUGAUUUUGUGAUCCAACCCCACAUACAAUUUGUGAUGAAUUCCUUGAAGUUGACCAUGAUGCGAUCCUCCAAUCCCUCCUUUGAUUUUAUUUUUUCCUUGCAAGUUUUCUUAAAUGUGUUUAUAACAUCUCAAUCUCUGGUGGAUGGAAGUGUGGCAUUGACCAGAAAUUGGGGUUUUAUGGAAAUUACACUCAUGGCCCUUUAUAAUGCUUUGUAUUCAAUAUGGUUUUCCCCUCUUCUUACUGAGCUCCUUGUAAAAGGAAAGUUCCUGCAUCCUAUUAAAGAAGUGAAGCCAUACUCCACUGGUCUGGUUAUCAUGGGGGUCCUUUGUGUAAUGCCUUAUAGAUUAACAUUACCAAGGAAGUGAUCAUUUUCACCUAUUUUUAAAAUAUGUUUGUCUGGUUGUAUUCCCAACUCACAUGGAAUUGCCCUGCUCUGCCUAGAGAUAGUGGGAGCUGCGGGUGACCCUGGUGGGGGAAGGACCCAGCCUGUCCACAGGCCCUGUGUGUAUCAUGUGGGAGAUGGGAGCUAAGAGAAGAAUUCUCCCUGGAUAAGCUUCAGGCGCCGUGCGUCCCAGGAAUUAUCUUCAUUAGUUUUUAUUUGGCAGGUUGACAGGACGGGUGUUGCAUGGGACAAAGGAAAAUCAGACCUGAGCAUUUGGAGUCUAAAACUCAUCUGCUUUCUACAGUUUUCCAGGCUGACAUUUUUCUGAGUACCUCCACAUGCUCUGUCCUUUGCCUGGUGAUGCUGUCCAGGCUACUAAAUAAUUCUGCCACAAAACGCUGAAGAAGGGAAAGCCGUGACACAUCAUACAGAGACCAUUCUUAUCUCCCCAGACAUGGGGACAAAAGAUUCCCCCUGCAUUGCCAUUUGAUUGUUUAUGCCCCCUACGUUGUGCUCAUGUUUCCAUCUGUGGCUCUGAAUGUCAUGUAUUCUAAACCAUGGCCGGAUUGCUAAAGUGCCUGCAAAUCCUGAUGUGAAAAAGCUUGAGAUGCAAGCAUACCAUGUACUGACAAAACAGGAAAAAAAAAUUGAUCUGUAAUAAUAACGCCUAUUUUUUUUGUACUGGCACAUCAUAUUUUUGUGUCCACUUGUUUUUUAAAAAUAUGUGAUGUGUCCAUACACAUCCCUGUGUCUUGGCAUUUCUGUAUAAUGGUUCUACUUGUUCCUGUAGUGCAGUGGUGUUUUAAUGGUGUUCACAGUAUAAGUGUAGUGACCGUGGUUGAUCAUGGCGCUUUCUCACGUCCUUUCCUGGGCUGUAAGAAAUAGCUUUCCCUGUACAUAUGGAGACUUCUAAUAAAAGGCAUAUUUCUUUCUGUU
Messenger RNA from Sorex araneus (European shrew), 5792 nucleotides. RefSeq names its product par-3 family cell polarity regulator (gene PARD3). Gene Ontology annotation, molecular function: protein binding; phosphatidylinositol binding. The record is from RefSeq and is a predicted model, not a curated record. Bases 69 to 4142 code for a protein of 1357 amino acids. Gene Ontology annotation, biological process: establishment or maintenance of epithelial cell apical/basal polarity; cell adhesion; intracellular protein localization. Gene Ontology annotation, cellular component: apical junction complex; cell cortex; apical plasma membrane. The transcript is spliced from 25 exons. Lineage: Eukaryota; Metazoa; Chordata; Mammalia; Eulipotyphla; Soricidae.